CAAGUUUCUUCCACUCCACCAAGCAUAGCUCCUCCCAAUUCAAAAAAGAAAAGGUGUAGUAGAUUCCCUGUCUUCUCCAAAGGCUCGCAUGCUUUCUCCUCCUCUCUCUAAAGGUUGACCUCAGUAGUGAAUCGUGGAGCUUGUUCAGAGAGAGAGAGAGAGAGAGAGAGAGAGAGAGAGAGAGAUUUGGGCCAGUGGGUGCCUGGUGUUGCUUUGUGGGGGAAGAGAGAGCUAGCAUAUCGGAAGAUAUGGAUAGGGGGCUCGUCCAGGGAUCAUCACCACUAGUGGGGGAGAUGGGGGAAGGCCAUGGAUGGCGGAGCAUGAAUAAUUUGAGGCCCCCCUUUGAGCAGAACAAUCCAUCGAUUUCCUUGCCCUCUACCAGCACUUCAACCUUCUCCUCCCCGAUCAAUUCGUUCUCAUCUCUGCUCCUCUCGAAUCAUUAUCCACUGCCUACAACGAGCACUGCGCCUUGGCACGACAGCAGCAACAGCAACCAUGCUCAGCAGCUCCAAGAUCCAUGGAACCAUCUCUUCAUGCCAACCAGUGGUGAAUUAGCUAAUGAAGAGGAGAGGCACAAGACUUUGGAAGGCCAGGCGUUGUUUCCAGCUACAACCACCGGAGAAGGGGAAGAAGGCGAUGGGAGCAGCGCCGCCGGCCACAUCUACAGCAACACCGCUAGGCAUGGGAGCAGCCAAGCUGGUGAUGAGUUCCAAUUGGCAAUGUCCUCUCCAUCUCCAUGGUCCAGGGGUGUUCAGCACUACCACAACACCCUGCAGCAGCAAGCUUCCUCCAUCACCUCCCCCACCUCCCUCGGAAAUAACAUCUUGGACUUCUCAAACAACGGUUCGCCACGUGAGUGCACGAGCACAGCAUCUGGAGCAGCUUUCAAGAAGGCUAGGACCCAAGAACCCUCCCCGGCUCAAUCUACUGUUAAGGUGAGAAAGGAGAAGCUAGGGGAUAGAAUAACUGCCCUUCACCAGCUCGUCUCCCCAUUUGGGAAGACUGACACUGCGUCUGUACUCCUUGAAGCCAUUGGAUACAUCAGAUUCCUACACGGUCAAAUUGAGGGCCUGAGCUCGCCGUACCAGCUGGGCGGCGGCGGCGGCGACGGCGGUGCGGGCUCCGGCAGCUCCAGCUCCAAGCAGCGGCACCAGGCCAGCGUGCAACAAAAAGAAAGGAGCAGCAUAUUUCCAGAAGAGCCUGGCCAGCUGCUACAUGGCGAUGCCACGAGGAAGAGAGGACGUCCCGACCAGGACGAAGACAGCUGCGAGGAAGCAAUGACGAAGGACCUGCGGAGCAGGGGGCUCUGCCUCGUCCCAGUGAGCUGCGCGCCGGACUUCGGCGCCGACGUGGGGCCAGCUGACUACUGGACGGUGGCGCCGCCUUUCGGGAUGGGGUUCGGCCGGUAGAUGCUCGUCGAAGCUGCCGGGAACUGGCCAGGGGGGUCCGUCUGGGAGUACCGGGAUACAUAUAUACGUGUCUUGCAUGCAUGGGCUGCAUCGCGUCGACAGCAGCCAUCCUGCUGAAAAAUUCUUGAUGUACAUUCGUAAUGUUGGAUCCAAGAGAGGAUAGUAUAACUGGUAGUUUGCGACCUGAUCGAAGUAGAGAUUGGUCAAAGUGCAUCGAUCAGGCAGGUGCUAGAGACUACUUAGCGUACGCUGUAUCAUCAAUUCUUCAGAUACCUAGCUAGAACCACCUUCGGAAGUCUUGUAAGUGUUCUCACCUGCUUAUUAGUACAUGUCUGGAAUGGUCUGGUUGGUUGUAUUGUAUCUCUGCUUAACUA
This is a messenger RNA of Triticum dicoccoides, 1783 nucleotides long. Its product is annotated as transcription factor bHLH133-like. Gene Ontology annotation, molecular function: protein dimerization activity; DNA-binding transcription factor activity, RNA polymerase II-specific; RNA polymerase II cis-regulatory region sequence-specific DNA binding. Gene Ontology annotation, biological process: regulation of transcription by RNA polymerase II. Bases 249 to 1409 code for a protein of 386 amino acids. Gene Ontology annotation, cellular component: nucleus. The transcript has 9 exons. The record is from RefSeq and is a predicted model, not a curated record. NCBI's taxonomy places the organism in Eukaryota, Viridiplantae, Streptophyta, Magnoliopsida, Poales, Poaceae.